AUGGCCACGACCCAUGUGAUUGCGUCCAAUCCGGGCGCGCACCUCUCUAGCAGCGGCCACUCAUCGAGCUCCAGCAACAUCGUCGGCGUCCACUACAAGGUCGGCAAGAAGAUUGGCGAGGGCUCCUUUGGUGUCAUCUUCGAAGGUACCAACCUUCUCAACUCGCAGACGGUCGCUAUCAAGUUUGAGCCUCGCAAGUCGGAUGCGCCACAGCUCCGCGAUGAGUACCGUAGCUACAAGAUUCUGAGUGGAUGUCCUGGCAUCCCCCAGGUCUACUACUUCGGACAGGAGGGUCUGCACAACAUCCUCGUCAUCGACCUCCUCGGUCCCUCGCUGGAGGAUCUCUUUGACAUGUGUGGUCGCAAGUUCUCUGUCAAGACAUGUUGCAUGACUGCUCGUCAGAUGUUGACCCGCGUUCAAACGAUUCACGAGAAGAACCUCAUUUACCGAGACAUCAAGCCCGACAACUUCCUCAUCGGACGUCCUGGAACUAAGGGUGCGGGUGUCAUCCAUGUCGUCGACUUCGGCAUGGCGAAGCAGUACCGUGACCCGAAAACUAAGCAGCACAUCCCGUACCGUGAGCGCAAGAGCCUGAGCGGAACCGCCCGUUACAUGUCCAUCAACACCCACCUUGGUCGUGAGCAGUCGCGCCGUGAUGACCUCGAGGCUCUCGGACACGUGUUCUUCUAUUUCCUUCGCGGCGGUCUCCCGUGGCAGGGUCUCAAGGCUGCUACCAACAAGCAGAAGUAUGAGAAAAUUGGAGAGAAGAAGCAGUCGACGCCUAUCGCUGAGCUCGGCGAGGGCUACCCGCCCGAGUUCGCCAUCUACCUCAGCUACGUCCGAAAGUUGACCUUCGACGAGACGCCCGACUACGACUUCCUGCGCGACCUCUUCUUGACGGCUCUUCAGAACGCGGGAGAGGUUGACGACCAGGUUUACGACUGGAACUUGCUCAACAAUGGCAAGGGAUGGGAGGCUUCUACCUCGCACUCGAGCGCGGACGUUCAGCGUCAGCCUACAAGGGACCGUAACCGUGGUGACCGUGUCGACCGCCUCCGCAACGGAUCGGGAGGUGGAAACAAUGCUUCUCGGGGUACUCGCAAGUCAGGCUCAGCCCUGCCCAAUGCCAGCAACCAGGCCAUUGUUGGGGUCAGUGCCCCGUCAGGAACCCGCCAGCACUCCUCGAGCCACCCGUUCGCUUCUACCAACCAGAACAACCCCGGCUUCGACGGAUACGACGCGCAGAACGCGACCGGCAACAAGGCGGCUCAGCCUAUUUCGCCAAUGAACGUUAACAACUCUAGGCCUGGAGCCCCCGGACAGCAGCACGACGGAGAUUAUGUCCCCGAGCGCCGGGGUGGAUUCAUGAACUUCCUCAUGUGCCGUGGUUGCCGGUAG
Molecule: messenger RNA, 1398 nt
Organism: Trichosporon asahii var. asahii CBS 2479
Lineage: Eukaryota; Fungi; Basidiomycota; Tremellomycetes; Trichosporonales; Trichosporonaceae
Product: casein kinase I
Exons: 5
Coding region: 1-1398 (465 amino acids)
Biological process (GO): endocytosis; signal transduction; peptidyl-serine phosphorylation
Cellular component (GO): nucleus; cytoplasm
Molecular function (GO): protein serine/threonine kinase activity; ATP binding
Source: RefSeq, a predicted model, not a curated record